AUGGUAAUUGAUGUCCAGCCUUCUUGCUCAGCUCAUUUUACGACCAGUACAAAUGAAAAAGAAGAUGCUGAUAAGGACUCUUCAGGAAAUCCAGAAGACGGAAGCAACUCAAGUAAUGACUCUGUGGGUUCAGAGCAACAAAUUGAAAACAGUGCAGGCUCAGAAAAGCGUACUAAGGAGGAAGCCGUUUCAUCCUUAUCAAGUCAUUCCUCCACGAAAAACACAGCAGAACCUAAUCUGGAUAAGUUUACUGCACUCUACGAAAAAUACAACUCACAGUGCAACGAGUUAGAAAGAUUGGAAAAGGCAAAUUACGACAUUAAAGAGCAGUUGCAGAAAAUUAAGUGGGAACGUGAUAAUGCGCAGGAAAUGGAAUUUAGAGAUUUUCUCUCCCAGCGUGAGGGUUUGGAGCGUCGAUUAUUAGAUGUCGAAUUACAACUGAAGAUGGCUAUCCAGCGAGCACAGGCACGUGAACUACAUUAUGAGCAGAGCAUGAAACAAAGUGAAGGUAAAUGGAGUCAAAAAUUGGAGCAGGCAUUGAAAAAAUCAGAAGCGGCUGAAAAAGGCAAGAAUGAUGCAGUUUGUCGCUAUGCAGCUAGAGAGGCAGAAUUAAUGCGUUUGCAAGCAAAGUUAGAACAGAUUGAAGAACAAGAUCAUGGUUUUUUGCAGAACAAUAUGCUGUCUAUGGAGAAAGAAGCCUUAAAGAAGAGUACAGAGUUUGAGUGCUUAGAGAAUUUGAAGCAUUCAUUAGAAGAAGCAGAAAACCAACUAAAACUUGAAAAGGAGGCUAGUAAAGGACGUGAAGAAGACUAUAAAAUGACUGCUAAACAUUUAGAAGCCAGUCAAACAGUGCUUACUGAGUUACGAUCAUGCUUAGAGUCUGUGCAGUCUCAGUUAGCGCAAGAACAAGUCGAAAAAAGAAACUAUGAAGAAGAAUUAAAAAAAACGCAGACAGUGGAACAAAAGCUUGUCGAUGAAAUCAGUGCUGGCUUGAAAAAAACGAACGAUCAGGAAGAACUGUAUAAACAUGUUUGUAAUGAACUAUCAUCUCUCAGAUCUCGUAACGCAAUUCUUUCUCAAGAACUUGAUCAUGUUGUACAUGCAAAUGCUGAGUUGCAAACAGAAUCUCAACGCUUAUGUCAAGAGUUGACACAAACUCGUCACGCCCAUCAAGUCGCCUUAGAGAAAUUAGAAUCUCUCGAACAAGUGAGGCAGCAGUUAAAUAGCAGUUUGCACCGCAUUGAGCUGGCAGAGAAGGCGGCAGCGGAAGCAGUAACAGAGCGUAAUCAGGCGGAAGAGGAAGCGGCAGAAUGUCGGAAACAAGCUGAGCGGAUGCUUGAAAUCACUGAGCAGUUAACAGAUAAAAAUUGCUCAUUAACUUCACAGCAAGAAAUUCUGAAGAUAAAAGAUUUGGAAUUAAAUCAUCAGAUAAAAUCUUUGGAGACUGCAGUCUCUGGAUACGAAAAGCGUGUUACAGUUUUAAAUGAGGAAUUAGAAUUAUUGAAAGUUGAUAGUACAGCAGAAAUUGAGACACUGCGUCAGCAAAUUGAUUCAAAUGUUGCUGAAAACCAGCAACUGAAUGCAUUCAUCGUUGAACUUCGUAAUGAACGAGAAAUAUUGAAGAAAAAAAAUGCGAGCUCUAUUAAGGAAUUACGUGCUGAAGUACAAUAUUUGCGUAAACUUCAAUAUAGAAGCACACCCUCUUCAAAUAUAUCCGUAGACGACAAUUUAUCACCUGCUGUACUCUCUAGUGGUGCGCUAGGCCCAUCCACUUCAUCCCAAGCAUCAUCAGUUGCAUCCUUCAGUGAUUUGUGUCCAUUGGUCACUGACCACAAUGCUUCUUCAACUGCUACUGGUCAACAGAAGGAAUCUCAACAGACCUCAGUAUUGCAGUCAGUAGAUGAUACAAGUUGCGUACAACAACAAAUGGUUGAAAAAAUUGUGAAGUUGCAAAGACAGUUAGCCAGACGACAAGAUAAAAUAGAAUUUCUGGAAGAACAUGUUAGGCAGUGUACCCAAGAACUACUGAAAAAAUCGAAAAUUAUUCAGAAUUAUGCUCUGAGAGAAGAAGCAGCUUUGUUGUUACCAGAAACUGAUUUAAAUAAGAGACAUAAUGGUACUAACAAUGCUUCAUUGUCCUUAUUGGGAAAUUUGUUCACGACUAGUGUCGGUCGAAAAUCUGAGUUAGAGUUAACAGCAGAAGUUAAUUCACGAUUACAGGCUGUGCUAGAAGAUGUAUUGCACAAGAACAUCACACUAAAACAGAAUAUCGAUACUUUAAGUGAAGAGAUUUCUCGGCUCUCUCGCGAAAAUCGACAACUAUUGCUUUCUAAGGUUACAUGA
Messenger RNA from Thelazia callipaeda (thelaziosis nematode), 2343 nucleotides. Lineage: Eukaryota; Metazoa; Nematoda; Chromadorea; Rhabditida; Thelaziidae. The record is from the annotation of a GenBank genome assembly.